This is a messenger RNA of Xyrauchen texanus (razorback sucker), 4892 nucleotides long. RefSeq names its product junctophilin-1-like. Gene Ontology annotation, cellular component: plasma membrane; sarcoplasmic reticulum; endoplasmic reticulum membrane. Lineage: Eukaryota; Metazoa; Chordata; Actinopteri; Cypriniformes; Catostomidae. The coding region runs from base 262 to 2172 and encodes 636 amino acids. The record is from RefSeq and is a predicted model, not a curated record. The transcript is spliced from 6 exons.
UCGAGGUGUCUGCUCUGCGCAGCGCCUGCGAGCGGAGGGAGUCGGUGAAACGCGCGUGCGGUGGCUUCGGCAAUGAUGCACUGAGCCUGCCUACUCAUUCAUACUCUCAAAACAUCUCCAUUGCGAUUUAUUUUCCCACAGUAGUAUUGUUUUCAUCGUUGCUCCUAACUCCGCUGGAAAAAAAGGUUUAAUGAAAGAGAACGAAAAGAAGAAGAAGCGCGCGUCAACGUUACGACAGUUUUUAUUCGCAUCGCAUUCUGAAUGACGGGUGGACGGUUCGACUUCGACGAUGGAGGCACUUUCUGUGGCGGAUGGGAGGACGGGAAAGCCCACGGACACGGUAUAUGCACAGGACCCAAGUGUCAAGGCGAGUACGCCGGCUCCUGGUCCCACGGUUUCGAGAUAGUCGGGGUUUACACUUGGCCCAGCGGGAACACUUACCAGGGGUACUGGUCGCAGGGUAAACGGCACGGGCUGGGUGUUGAGACCAAGGGGAUGUGGCUCUAUCGUGGGGAGUGGAGUUACGGGUUCAAGGGUCGCUAUGGAGUUCGGCAGAGCACUAACACACCUGCUAGAUAUGAUGGGACAUGGAGUAAUGGACUACAGGAUGGGUAUGGGGUCGAGACUUACGGGGAUGGUGGCACUUAUCAAGGCCAGUGGAUGGGGGGCAUGAGGCACGGCUAUGGCGUGCGCCAGAGUGUGCCUUAUGGGAUGGCCACAAUUAUCCGCUCUCCGCUCCGCACCUCCCUGGCCUCCCUAAGAAGUGUGCAGAGCAAUGGCACCAUGCUGCUGGAUGCCAUACCCGACACACCAGUGGGUAGCCGUGGUGGUUUUGUCUUGAAUUUUCACAAUGACACCGAAGUUGUCACCGGCAAGAAGAAGGGCCUGUUCCGCCGCCGGUCCCUCUUUGGCAGCCUCCGACAGCUACGUAAAUCUGACUCCAAAACAUCCAUCUCAAGCAAGCGGAGUUCGGCACGAAGCGACGCCACCAUGAGCCGCAUCAGCUCCAGCGACGCCAACUCCACUAUCAGCUAUGGAGAUGGAGAGGCACCUGAUGAAUUUAUACCUAUGGAGGACCAUGUGGAUGCCACCACCACCGAGUCCUACAUGGGCGAGUGGAAGAAUGACAAACGCAAUGGGUUUGGGGUCAGUGAGCGAUCCAACGGGUUAAAGUAUGAAGGGGAAUGGAUAAACAACAAGAGGCAUGGAUACGGUGGCACAAUAUUCCCAGAUGGAACCAAAGAGGAGGGGAAGUAUAAGAAUAACGUAUUGGUGCGUGGGAUAAGGAAGCAGCUUAUUCCUCUUAAAAACCACAAAACGAAAGAGAAAGUGGACAGGGCCAUGGAGGGGGCUCGAAGGGCGGCAGCCAUUGCCAGGUCUAAAGUUGAAAUAGCAGUUUCAAGGACAUCCCAUGCUAGAACUAAGAGUGAAGCUGCGGACCAGGCCGCACUUGCAGCCUGUCAGGAAUCGGACAUUGCCAGAACUGUGGCCUAUGAAUUAUCUCCCAGCUUCCAUCAACCAGGACUCGACUAUAUCAGACAAAAGUUCAGUGAGCCGGUGGAGGAGGUAAAAGAGGAAGCACCGAAGGAGGAGGAGAAGGAGCCCACCCGGAAGAUAAGCAAAGACAACAGCAGCGUAUCCCGAAAGAUAAGCAAGGACGGUACUAGUGUAACCCACAAGAUAAGCAAAGAAGAGAGAGCUUCAGUUGUGGCUGAGAUCACCAAAGUAACCACCUCUCCCCCUGUAGCAGCCAAUAAACUGCAGGAAGUGCCACCUCCAAAGCCCCCCAAAGCACCUGAGUCCCUGCUUAAACCUGUGAGCACGGGUAAUGGACAGCUACAUGCUGCUUAUCACAGUUAUUAUGUAAAACCUAUGGGAAAGAUCCCUCCACCAGAGGAACCAGAGGAUGAAGAGCCUGAGAUGACACAGUCUAGCCUGGCGAGGAUGCAUCCACCACCUAAAAUGGCCAGGACACCCACUCCCAAACUAGACUCCAAGAUCAGGAAACAAGAGUCUAUUAAACCAAAGAGCUUAGCAGAAAGCAAGAAAGCCAACAUAGAGAUUGCCAAUGAAAAAGUGGAGGAAGAAAGUGGUCCUAACUCGAUUUUAGUUGCAAUGGUGAUGCUUUUGAAUGUUGGAUUGGCAAUCAUUUUUGUCCAUUUUCUGACAUGAAAAAGUACAAUCUCAGUGAUGUUGGUUGGCAACCCACACAGAUGUGUCAGUGACCUUUAUGAAUCAAAAUUGCACCAGCCAGUCUCCAGCAUGGCAGAGGUAGCUGAAGAAUCAACAUAUGGAAGUUUGAAACUUCUGACUUCAUCAAAUGUCAUGUGAAUCUGGUAAAAGCUGAAGAGAGGAAAAAAUUGUUUGGGGGGGGGGGGGGUUACAGUUGAAAAUGGAAAAAAGGCAAAGAAAAUGCUCAGUAACGUCAAUCAUAUCUACUAAUGGAAAGUCUAAAUAUCUGAUAUGUGCAGCCACUCUAUAGGCCUCUGUGUUCUGACAGAGACUUAACUGGAAAUGUUUGAUGAUGCAGUUUUACGUGAUUGGCAAGAACAGCUGCCCUACUCAUUUACCAUCUGACGUGUAACUGGGAGAUGCACUUACAGUGCCAGAGGAAUGUGUUCAGGGGACUUUGUCGCAGUGGGCAGGCACUCUUGGCCAGAGGAAACCAAACGCGCACACCAGCGUCACUCAUCCGUCUUACUCCCUUUACCAACCCACCGCAGUUUCUUCUAGCAUCUACUGCAUUCACUUUUUAGUUGAUGCUCCCUGUAGUGUCACUUUUUGUUUUGUUUUCAUUUACUGUUCUUUCUUUUCUAUAUGUUUGUUAACCUCAAUCACAAUUGUGUUUGAAUUAAAUGCAAAGGAAAAUCUAAAUAUACCAAUCACGAGUCACACUUUUUUGUGAGUUUUGGUAUGAAGGUACAGUAUAGUUUUCGAAAAUGAAAAAUAAUAUAUUAUUUAUUGAUAAUGUGCAAUAGCAUUUAUUUUUUAUGAGUAGAGAGUUGGAUUUGUCACCAAUCAGGAGCUUCACAGUUCUGUCCCAUUUGUUCUGCUUUUCAGUCCACAGUUGUCACAUUACAUGGGGUAAGUUGUCACAGUGGUCACUCUGCCAUUUAAAAGCUUUGGCUUUUCAGCUAAAUUUAACCAGUAAAACAGUUGUGAAAAUCAAAACAUUUAUUGAAACAUCAAAAGUAUAAUCAUAUCAAUCAUUAAAUAAUAAUUAUUAAAUUAAGUAUUAUUAUGAAUAUAAAAUUAAUAAAUAAUAUUAAUAUAAGUAGAUAUAUAUAUAUAUAUACCUUUUUCUAACAGAAAUUGUAGUUAGUACAUUACAAUUAAUACAACACAUUUAACAAUAUUUAAAAUGUGACAACUUGCCCUGAUCUGAAAAUAAAAAACAAAAAAUACUCUUGUUCAAAGAACACAAUUCAACCUUUCAAUAUUCAAUUAAAAGUAAACAUAAGCAGAAUUCAAAGAGAAACAGAGUUUAACAUUUUAGAAGGGUAUAAUGUAAGGGGAGAGGGAGCGACAGGUUUGGUGUUUGUGAUUCUCCACAUUUCAGUGAGCAAGCCCACCCAAAUUACAGCAGAACUGAACUCAAAAAGUCUUAUAAAGUGUGUUAUUUAUUGAAUUCUGAGAAUUAUUUGUCAUGUUAAUGUUAAUUACGCCUAUAAAAUUGUGCUUGCAAUGUUGUGGAAGAGUUCUUGUACUUCAAAUGUCAGGUAUGACAUGUGACAGCAGGUGAGAAGUUUUGAUAUGGUACUUAAAAAAAAUAUGUUGAGAGCUUGCUUGCAUGUUUGUGACCUUGAAAACAUGGGAUAUCAAAAGUCUGAAGGUAUUCAGGUAGUGCCACAGUCAGGGUGGUCCUGGAUGAAGUAGGAUGUUGCCUUUAAAAGUCUUUAACAGUACUUCUGUUUACCUCAAAAGAAAUAGGAUAAGGAAAAAACAAUGAAGAGAUGAAGUUUUUGUCUUAAAACUGUAGUAUGCAAAUUCUGACUGAGGGAAUCAUUGGAAAUGACUUUAAAUGUGCCACUAUAUUGUGUUUUUUGGGGGAAAUCAUGAAAAUGUAACUUUUUAUUUGUUAUUCAUACAUACAUCAUAUGUGCAUUUUCCCUCUUCAGAAGGUUUAUUAAAGAUUUAUUUAUUAUAUAUAGAAUUAUAGAUAUUGUUUCUAGUGUUUGGUGAGUGUAUAAGGGCUUGGGAAAACUGCUUUUAGUUUUUGUUGCAUGGGGUCUUUAUAAUGCACUAUCACCUGUUAAUAUUACUUUCAAAACAACUAUUCUGAGGGGAAAUAUGCAAAGGAAUAACAUUUAAUACAUGUUUUAUUUCAAUUCUUUGCAACAGUGAACAUUUGGCAUUGUCCAACAUCUUCAGGCAAUGUGUUUUUGCAUACAGAGACUCAAAAACUCUGAUUAAAGGAUAUUUUAAUGCUUUUAACUAUAUUUGAUGAAUAUUGGGCAUUGGUCAAAACAUUUUGCAGUGCAAUGUGUAUGGGCUCUUUUAUAUAUAUUUUCUAAAGGAGAGUUUUAAGCUCUUGUUAUAACAGGGCUGAGCUAAGAAUUAUUUUUCUAAAAACAAAUGAGGAUAAAAGGUUUAUUCUAUUUAUAUGCAUUUUUACAGAGCACAGCCAUAACAAUAAUGAAUUCUUUGAUAUUUUUCUAUAGAAGUGUACAACUGUAUUUUGUCAAAAGCAGUAACUUCUUUCAAGCAUUGUAUCUUACACAAUAUUAAACCUAUAUUUGAUUCCACAUCAUUUUCAAAUGAAUUUAAGGAUCAAUAAGAUGUAGGAAUUCUUCUUUGAACCCCAUCUGUUACUUUAGCCAUUUUAAGCCCAUAAAACCCCACAUAUUUCUGUAAUUUAAAAAUUUAUUUAUCUGUAUAAUAAAAAAAAAUUG